Molecule: messenger RNA, 1347 nt
Organism: Penicillium concentricum
Lineage: Eukaryota; Fungi; Ascomycota; Eurotiomycetes; Eurotiales; Aspergillaceae
Gene: nsdD
Product: GATA-type sexual development transcription factor NsdD
Exons: 5
Coding region: 1-1347 (448 amino acids)
Biological process (GO): regulation of DNA-templated transcription
Molecular function (GO): sequence-specific DNA binding; zinc ion binding
Source: RefSeq, a predicted model, not a curated record
AUGGGGUCUUUGGAAGCCGCACCUAGGCACAGAGACCCUUUACCCGCGAUAGGUUUCCUAGGCAAAGACGGAUCGGGAUACACCUCCAGACACCCUUCUAGCGCCAACUCUUCUCCAACUCCUCUGAUGAGUCCCAACGCCAUGUACGGACAAUCGCUACCUUACUCCUACGCGUCGAAUGCACCUCCAGGGUACAUCUCGUCGCCGGAGGCACGUCGCGCCAUCGAAGACGAGAAGGAAAAGCACACCCCAAGACAAUCCCUCCCAUCAAUCCACGAGGCCCUCGGAAAUGACAAUCCUCUCCCAUACCCUGCGUCCACCUCCGCUCCUCCACCACCAUCUGCACACCCUGCGCCUUCACAUCUCAUCGGACGACCGAGCGCAGAAGGUCCAGCUGGCCCACCCAAUCCCUUUUCAAAUGGACCGACGGGACCCUUGAUGCGGGAACCCGGUUUCCCUCAUCAAGCUCAGUUGGAUGCAUCGCGCUCCAGUCUCACCUCCAUCAACACAGAUUCGCGCAACCCUUCACUACACUCCAUCAGCACGGGCAAGUCCCCGACACAAAGCGCCAAAACGGGAAUCACAUCCGUUGGAUCGCAAAAUUCAUCUGGGUAUGAAUACAGUGCGCCAACCUCCGCCGGUAGCGUGGCUUCGCCCAACGGUUACGGCCAUUUCCCCCAAAUUACUCCUUCCAACCACAGUCCGGCCACACGUACCCUCCCCCUUACGACAAUCGUCCCUACAUGGGCGCACCGCGGGUGGAAGAAGUCAAGGCGGCAUCUGGAUGUCUAUGAUGUGGAGACAUCUUUGAAUGAGAUCGCCGAAUUGAGUACGCGAACCCUAGACUUUUCACGGCACUACGCAGCUCGCGCACAUCAGACCCAGAGAUCUGGCCCGCUAUUAGGAUCCCUUCCCUCGCUAAAUGAAGUGGAGGACAUGCUUCACAUGCAACGGCGGAACCAAGAUGCCCUGAUCCGGAUACGUACAGCCGUGGUGAACCAAGAACAGGCCCUCGCCGAACAAAUGGCUCAGCGAAAGGCGUUCAAGACCGAAGAUGACCACAUGGCGAUGUACCAAGAAGAGUUCAAAGGCACGGGUGGGUUUGCAGGCGCAGACCCAAAGAAACGGCGUGGAAAAGCGGCUCCUCCUGGACGUUGCCACAGCUGUAACCGAGCCGAAACACCAGAAUGGCGUCGGGGCCCGGACGGUGCCCGGACGUUGUGUAACGCCUGCGGUCUACAUUACGCCAAGCUCACUCGCAAGAUGGGCGCUCACAAGGCGGCGAGCCUAGGUUCAAACCUGAAGCCCAAGUCGGUUCUUGACUCCGCCUCACCAACAAGUCAUUAA